Messenger RNA from Ochotona curzoniae (black-lipped pika), 2225 nucleotides. It is a transcript of the gene MTNAP1, whose product is annotated as chromosome unknown C17orf80 homolog. Lineage: Eukaryota; Metazoa; Chordata; Mammalia; Lagomorpha; Ochotonidae. The record is from RefSeq and is a predicted model, not a curated record. The coding region runs from base 40 to 1869 and encodes 609 amino acids. The transcript has 4 exons.
CAUAUUCUUCAUUUCAUACAGGCCCUUUGCAGGAAGAAGAUGGGUGACAGCCAGCCCAAAAUGGAGGUGUGCCCUUAUUGUAAGAAGCCGUUUAAACGACUGAAAUCCCACUUGCCCUAUUGUAAGUUGAGGGGCCUGGCCUCACCUCGUGACCAGAAAGGCCAGCAGUUGAAGCCGGCCGAACUUGCACGUGGCACAAAAGUGAAAGAGCCUAUCCGAGAUAGAAUGAAAGCUCAAAGGGGACAAUCAGAGAGGGAGAAAAAAAGUACAAAGUUACUAAGGGACAAGCCAGUCCAGACGAGUGAGACCUCUCCUAUACUAGCUGUUGGCUCAGAAGGAGCUGGUAGUACCAACACGCCAGACAAAGACAGCAAGAAUCAAGUCCAGCUCUCAGCCAAAAUGCUAAAUACCGAACCCGAGACGAGUCGCCACGGAGAAACAAACUCUCGGCUUUAUGCCCCCGAGAGCACCUCUGCUGAAAAGGAACUUAGCAGAAACGUAUGUCCAUCAGACAACAGUAGCUGCAGUCAUCCCGGAACUGCAGCCUCUCUCGUGAUCGGCUCCCUGGAGCCUUCACUGUCAACUCAAGGGGGGAUGUACCCCUCAGCCCCACCUCACGAUGUGCAUACUGCUUCUAGUGACCUAAAACUGGACACAGCUGACCCCCAAAGACAGGGGCUUCUGGCCACACUAUUAGAUGUGCCCCCUGGUGAUUAUCACAGCUCACCAAGGAAUCUCAGUGAUGGGGCUGAGGGACCAAAAAUAUCCGUGUCAGGCAACGCAAGAGAUGCCCUGGGAAGGGCUGGCCCCUCGGGAGUCUCUGCUGGUGUUAGAGACACCGAGGCUGGGCACAAGGACACAGAGUCCCUCGUUUCAGGCGUUACAGUUAACCCGUUGGGGCCAGCCCACGGGAAACGGCAUGAAGGAAAAGGACUUCACCUUGAAGGAGAGGCAGGUGGGAGCAAAGGAAAUGCCGAGAAAAGCGUUCCAGCCAGAGAAAUUCCAGAGCCAACUUCCGCUAGCCUAGGUUCCAGAGGUUUCCAGACUGCUGAUUCUGCCACAGAGAAGACAUCUCGAGACGAAGGCCUACGCUCACAUGUAUUCACACCCAGGGAGAGAGCCUACAAUGAGUUUCUCUCUGUCCUCCAGGCAAGUAAUCACAACCUCACAUCUGUGGCCAUCAAACUGCUUCAAGAAGAGAAAGCGGAAGAAGCUCGUCAUCAAGUCCCGGAUGUAAGAGCAUCAGUGGAGAGCAUGGAACACACCUCUCUGGACCCCACAUCUGGCCAACGCACUGCGUGCCAGCAGUUCUUAGAGCCAGCCCAGCAUCAUGUUCGUAACAGCCCCUUCUUCAGUCGUGUGGACACUGGGGCGAGAAAGACACUUUCCGGCUCUGUGGGGCUGGAGUGGUUUCCAGAACUCUACCCUGCCUACCUUGGACUGAGGGUCUUGCCAGAGAAGCCUCUGUAUUGGGGUGCGUUGAUCCAGAAGCCUCAGCUCCCGAGCCCCCAGGGGGCCGGCCACUCACCAGUUCCUUGGUUGGAAAGAAGUUCGACUGCUCUAAGGAGUGUGGAGCCCCCAAGCCGACUCCCAGCCUCCGGCUUGUCGCUGAAGAGGCUCUUGGAAGCUGCACAGAAAGGCUGGAUCAGGUACAACAGCAGCAUGAGGCAGCGCGGCGUUGGCGGCGUCACGAUGCUCUUCACAGGGUACUUCAUCCUUUGCUGUCGCUGGAGUGUCAGGCAUCUGAGCUGCAUCCGGAAGACUAGAGGUCUCUGCCUGCUGCGGAAGCCCUUACCACAAAGGAGGGAAGAGAAGAAAUCCUUCCCAGGAUCCUCCAGGCACAACAGCCUUCUGCAUUUUGUCUCUUAAAUAAGCGUCCUGCUCCACACCAUCCGCCCUGGUGAAGGCUUCCGUAAGUAAUCCGCAGUGUCUUAGAAGUGGGGCGGGGGCCGUCUAGCCUGGUGGUUGAUGCCUGCGCCACGUAUUCGAGGGCCUGGAUUCAGUUCCCAGGCCUGCCUCCAAGUGGCAGGGCUAAUUCCUGCUGAUUCAGACCGUGGGAAGGAGAAGCUAGGGUUCAGGUACCGUAACCCUAACCCUGGAGAACUGGAUCAGGUGCCCAGCUACAGGCUAGCCCAGCACCGGCCACUGGGGAGUGAACCAGCACAUGGGAGCGCUCUCUCAAUUAUUAUUUGAAUCAUCAUCAAGCUGUUUUUAUACUUUAUGCA